Molecule: messenger RNA, 923 nt
Organism: Vigna unguiculata (cowpea)
Lineage: Eukaryota; Viridiplantae; Streptophyta; Magnoliopsida; Fabales; Fabaceae
Product: krueppel-like factor
Source: RefSeq, a predicted model, not a curated record
AACUUCGCUGAACCCAAUGAUCAAAAAUAAGAAGAGAGGAGAAAAAACCCAGCAAAACCCUAAUACUAACCAGCGCACCAAUUUGUAGUCCUGUUUGUGAAUGGACAGAAAAUAAAAGGGAAAGGGGAGAACAGUGAGAUCGCAAAGCUUGUUCUGCACAACUCAAAGGGUAACAUCCAAACGCAACAUCAACACCCAAAACGGACAUAAUUUAUUUUUUCCCAGCACCAGCAUAAUUCGUGGAUUUAAGGGUUUGGAAUUGAGGCGUUAUGGAAAGUAAAGAUGCAAAAGAUCCAUUCAAAGGGGUGGAUUGGAAAGCUGUUGGCGGUGAAAUGCAGAAAAAUCCGAGUGUUCAACCAUCCUUGAAGAAACGAUUACCCAACAGAGUUAGGCAAAUUCCUGAGUACUAUUUCCUGCCUCGAUGGCCUCUUCCCAAAGCCAUUUUAUUUUGCAGUGCAUGCAUUGGUGCUGGUGUGGCUGCUGGAAUGCUUGGUGAGAUCUGGAUUGAAAAGAAAGUUAAAGAAGAUGGAGGGGUUAUAUGGGAAUUUGAUAAGUAAACUAUUGGUCUUAGGACAACUAAUGUCACAGAUAUUGCUGCCUCUAUGCAAGUUAGUCUCUUCAGCACCCUCACUUCUCAGAGGAAUUAAGAUGAUCCUUGUUUAGCAGCAGGAUUGAGGGGAAUGAGGUGUGAUGGUAAUACUAGGAAAGAUUUCUCUGCCAUUUCUAAUAAAUAUGGCACCUAAAUUUAUUACUUUCUUUAAGAUUAGCAUUUCGAUGGUUCCUAACCAGCACUCCACAAUGAUUCAAUCAAUCAGCUUAUUAAAAGCCAACCCUGACGCCACGAAAAUGUUGCAAUUGUUGCAAUGAAAUUGCCAUUUUUUAAAGGAAAUGAUUAAGGAGCCAUGUUAAUAGUCUUAUAAGGA